This is a messenger RNA of Glarea lozoyensis ATCC 20868, 1614 nucleotides long. Its product is annotated as MFS general substrate transporter. The transcript has 4 exons. The coding region runs from base 1 to 1614 and encodes 537 amino acids. NCBI's taxonomy places the organism in Eukaryota, Fungi, Ascomycota, Leotiomycetes, Helotiales, Helotiaceae. Gene Ontology annotation, biological process: transmembrane transport. The record is from RefSeq and is a predicted model, not a curated record. Gene Ontology annotation, molecular function: transmembrane transporter activity.
AUGGAAUCUAUGUGCAGCAGCGCGGCUUUGAAGAGUGAAGCCUCCGAUCUGGAAAUCGGUCAGCCUCAAGGAAGUGUGUUUCUAAUCACCGCAGGCGGCUCAAUCCUCAAGUUGCCCAUUCCUUCAAGGUCGUCAAAAGAUCCGCUGAACUGGAGCAAAUGGAAGAGAACACUUGCGUUCCUAGCGAUACUUGUCAACUCAUUCGUCGGUCUACUGGUUGUUCAAGCACCAAGUGUUAUGGUAAUGUCUUUGGCGGGAGAGUUCGGACCCGAUGACACAAGACCCUUUAGUCUGUCGAUUCUGUUCUCAGCACCAACACUAUUCAUGGGCAUUGCAGCUCUACUCUGGAUCCCGUUGACACUCGCAUGGGGAAGGAGACCUGUUUAUCUACUCUCAAUAGUAUUGUUAUUUCUUUCGACACUCGGAGCUGGUCUCUCGACGUCGUUCUCUCAACUACUCGUAUCUGUUUGCAUUCAAGGGUUGGCCGAGGGAAUAAACACCAGUGCAGCUUUACUCAUGAUUAUUGACUUGACAUUCAUCCACGAAAGACCACAAUACAUAGGAGCGACCUGGAGUAUUGUAGGAGCACUUACACUGGCUUCUCUAGCUGUUGUCGCGCAAGUACCAGAGAUAACAACCACAAGUUGGCGUCCAUUUUAUCUCAUAUGGAGCUUCCCAGUGGCCGUCUCGUGCCUACUUACAUUUUUCCUCUAUCCCGAGACCUACUUUGUGCGACCAGCGGUAGCUUUCGAAGGUCGUAUCUUGGUGCAAAGCUCAGAGGAACAAGUGAAAGUGUAUGAGGACUGGGAAAAUACGCCUGGCGGGAAGGGACUCCCGGAUGUACCAACCAGCCGGAUCCAAGAGUUAAAAUUUUGGAGGUCGAUAAGAGGUGGAGGAUGGAGAGCUGUGAGAGCAUGUUACUCGCAAGUCUUCUUGUGUCUAGUCAAUCCACUCAUGUUCUGGGUUGCUCUACUUGAAGCCGUACUCUUCGGAUCGAUGCUCGCAAUUGGCGAAACAUACAGUUUAGUUCUAAUGAUGGAGCCAUAUUCAAUGUCUCCAAAAAGUACACCUUUCGUCAACCUCGCCGGAGCGCUUGGCUCUUUUCUGGCUUGGCCAGCGACUGCUAUGUUCAUUCCCUGGAUCUCCAAGCGUUUGACUGUGAGAAACAACGGAGUCAGAAAUGCGGAACACUAUCUUCCUGCUUUCAUAAUGCCAGUCAUAUUUGGCGCUCUGAGUAUAAUACUGUACGGCAUCACCGUCGAGAGAAAAUUGCAUCACAGUCUCAUCUUCAUUUCCUACGCCUUCAACUCCUUCUCUUUCGCCGCUCUGGCAACAGCAAACAUCCUAUGGAUUACAGAAGCAUUUCCAAGAUGGGCCGCUCCUGGAGUCGUGGUUGUUUCUGGUCUGAGUUAUGCAGCGAGCUUUGGUAUCAGUUUUGCGAUCAUGCCAUGGGCCAAAUCUCAAGGGUAUGAGCUUAUGGGGAUCGAAAUUGGAGUAGCGAUUUUGGUGAUAGGUUGUGUUGGAAUACCUGUCGCAUUCUGGGGUAAAGCUCUGAGACAAUACAUCCAUGGAAGAUGGACUCUGAAUCAGGAGGGUGCCUUGAGGCCGCAAUGA